UCACAUCACACAUUUAUAUAUAUUAACACACAUAUAUAUAUAUGUAUAAAUUCAAAAAUCGUCAUGGCCGGUGUCCUCGCCCUUUACAUGUACAGAGAAAGAAAUCGCACGGAUUCUAUAUAUGCUUCUAACCGCUAAUUCCUCUGUCGAGCAAAGUCGAGUAUCGCUGGUGGCAGUCGUAAUUGCCUUCCGCUUUGCGUGUUUUCACGUUCUUCCAUGCUCAACCCGUAUCGGCAGACUUGCCUUGUCCAUGCUCGAGCAACUCGUUCGAUUGGCCAAUCACCCGGAAAAAGAACACAGGUGAGGUGAGGGUCGAGUGUAGAAGGUCUUAGGUCCGCCAAGCGGAAGGUAUCGUUGCCACCGAGUGUACCUUGGAAGGUAGGCCGUACGACUGAAAAAAUAUCACUCGCCUUCUUCCCUCUCCUCUCCCUCACCCUUGCCUCAUGACGCCAAAGUUAUUGUAAAUUAGUUUACCGUGCGCCGUUAUAUCCUCAGUCACAUUGUAAUUGUCGUCGCGCAUCCCUUGCGAAGAUUCGCGCGCACGCGCGCACGUCACCUCUGUGCAUUUAUCAAUUUCGUAUUAUAUUUUUUUCCGAUGAAGUGUAAAUACGCACGCGGCCGCGUGUAAUUUUAAUCGAGCGAUCACGUGGCGUCGCGUUACGUAGUAUAGCUUAAUCGCCGAUCGUUAUGUUGGCAUUGCGCCGCGUCACGCAGCGCGACGUUGAUCGAAGUCGCGCGACAUGCUAGUGUUUCGCCAACGUCGAAAAUUCAUACUCGACAUUUUAUUUAUUCUCCCUUUUGCGCUCUCCGCGGUGAGUGCGAGUGCGCAGAGGCAUCGUUAUGUUGUUGCGACGGACAUAGUCGUGGACGCAUCGUUACGUUACAACGAACGUAAAGUGUAUGUGUCGCGUUUCCUCUUUGUUUUUUUCCAUUGUUUUCUCUUUUUCUGUAAUUAGCGACUGAUCAUGCGGAAGCCGAGGGAAUGAAAUUGGCUGUUUCGACGUAAUGGAAAGUUCUCGUUUGGUAGAGAGUGCGGCGAACGCGUUUCGUUUGGACGGUACACGUCCAUGAAAAUACGACGUGUGUGCGUAUAGCUCUUUUCUGUGAUCGUAAACUUGCCUCUUUAUCAAUUUCGCGAGCUACAAAUAGACUACUACCUCCGUUACGUACAUGCGUGCGUGUGUACGUGAAUAUUCGUCCUUCUCGAUUGUAAAGUGUCGUUUCCGUUUGCAUGUAGAUUACACACCACACAUACAGCCAUGCAACACACACACACAUAUACACACGCACGCACGCACGCGCGUGCACACACACACACACACACACACACACACACACACACACACACACACACACACAUACACGCGCGCCCAUACACACAGUCGCUCUUUUGUUUAUAUUAUUAAAGAAGAGAGGAAUGGACACAAGCGUUGGAAGCUUUUCGGCUCUGUCGAUGUAUUAAUGGACGGACAGAGUGAACGAACAAGAAAAAACCAAUUGUAGAUUUUACGCAAGCAGCACAGCAUGAGAGUGCGUCGGUAACGAAAAGUCGAUCGCCCCAGUGUGCUGUUAUUCUGUAAGCUUCUAACGAUAAUAACUUUCUCGUCACGUGUCGUUGCGCAAGAUAUAACGGGUCAUAUAAUAGCCGUGCAACGGCGCUUUAUGAUACCGAUAUUGUCGAUAACAGUCAUUACGAGAUAAGCACACUGGAGAGAGUUUCGAAUCGCGUGUGUCGUCAGCUGCGAAGGAAAAUGAAAACUUUGCCCUGCAUUCCAACGAAGACCGAAGACGUCGGAACGAAGUAGAAGUUUAAAAAGAAACAAAAAGGCUAGUCACACAAUCGCAAUUUGAUUACGAAUAUUUUAGGUAACAUCGUAAGAAAGAGAAAGAGAGCGGGAGGAGAGAGAGAGAGAGAGAGAGAGAGAGAGAGUGAGUGAGACAGAGACAGAGACGCAGAUAGAGAGAAAGAAAGAAUGAAAGAUUCCACAGAAUUUUAUAUUACAAAGAUUUUUCUCAUAGUAUAUAUCUUGCCAUAGGAAUACACGUAAGUAUAACAUUACGAGGCCUUUAUACAAAACAAGAAUACGGAGAAUAUUUGCUGCUUUCAGAUAUUAAGAAGAGAAGAGAGAGAGAGAGGGAGGGAGAGGGUAAGAAAUUAAAUUGAUUAGGCACCUAAUAAAAAACAAAAGAAAAGAGGAAGAAAACGCCGUUUCGAAUUCUUCAGAUUAGUGCCGUGCCGACCGCGCGUGAUCUGGUACUCGAAAGUAUAAAUCGCAAACGCGUAUUCUCCGGAGAUUUUAAAGGAGAGACGUGUACGCGCGUCGAUCGGUGUCUUAUUACUAAUCGUGUCCGGUGCCAAGUCUAAAUUAUACGAGUGUAAUAACUUGUUCCGCAGCACAUAUGCUCGCAAUUAGACAUCAAGCAUCACACACGUACGCAGCCUUACGUACGGCCGUUCUACGAAUCACACACACGCGCGCGCGUAUAAAGCAAUAUUUUAAUAUGAAAGGGAGAGUUUAAGAAACAAAAAAAAAAUGGAACAAAAGAUGUAUAAGAAUUGCGUAUUUCGUAUUUACGAUACUGGGUCGCCGGGCUUCGCGAGAGACUGACGACUUAUCGGUAGUAUUUAAGCGAUAGCUAUUAAGACGAGGAACGGGACGCAAAUAGUCUGUGAAAGAGUGAACGAAGACUUUUCAAAUAGAUUAAUCGAUGUAGAAUCCUGUGAGUGAUUCCUUCCAGCGAAGAGAGAGAGAAAGAGAGAGAGAGAGAGAGAGAGAGAGAAGAAGAGAGAGAAGGGCUAAUUAAAAGGAAGAAAAAAACGAAAAGAAAGAAAGGAGCCAAGUGUAGACGUUUUUAGCUGAUAACGCAAUCAGCAUUCCACUUAUAUAUUAUAUACAAGAGACCGCGAGGUCGUUUAGAAGUUUGCCAUUCUUACGACGAAAUUCCGACGAGUCUUGGGACAAUUCUAUCCCCGGUUCUAUCGAUUGUAUUCAUGACAAUUUUAACCGUUAUUCAAUUAGAUCGCAUCGUAUCGGUCUAGUGACUCCGUAUUGCGCAUUGCAAUCCAACUAUCAAUUUACAGCAUAUACUUUUAACGUUGUCUCCGAUACCGAUAUUAUUGGCGUAAAAAAUCGUUGCGGAUUUUUCAACUUGAACGUUCUUGUUGACUCUCUUAAAUAUUACGCAAGACGAAUCUCUACGUUUAGUCUUAAAUGUAUACGUAAAUUCACUUACAGCCGACGAGCUGCGAUCCCCCGUACAUAUUUCGAGGACGAAGUACGCGUCGAUUCGGUUUUUUUCCCGUGCAUCUGCGUGUGUAUCGGAAAGAAAUAUCCGAGCAUGAUGACUCGAAUAAAUGUCGUAGUGAUUUUUCGACGAUACACUCGUCGCUGCAGUUUAUUUUCGCACGCGACAGCGCGCGCACCCUCCACGGAAAAAGAAAAAAAAAAGAUUCGUGUGUGACUGAAUGGUAGUGAAAGCUCGGUGACGAGAAGCGAUCUGUUUCUAUUAGACCGCGACCGAGACAACAAUUUGUCUGAAGAUAAUUGACCGAUUAAAAACCUACGGAAUCUUCCCGUUUUUCCCGAUAACCGAGUUGUCCACUCGCGGUCCCUAUAUCCCAAGCGACUGAAAACUCAGUUACACCACCCAGUCAGAAGCACAAUGUUGAUUUAACGUCGAUGAGGGGAUUGCAUUUUAACGUCGAUUCAACGUUUCAUCGAUCAUUUUAACGUCGAAUCAACGUUAUAGUUCUGACCGGGCAACGAAAUUUAUUCCUUUCUUCUCCGUGUGCGCGUCUCGAACUUGUCUACACAGUUGUGCGACGGCUGUUUGUCAAGAACGAAAAACAUCCGAUUUGGCUUUCUCGCUUCGGCUUCGGUUCUCUCACUAUUGUUACCCCGCGAUAUAUUGUUCGUUGACAUAGACACACACAUACACGUUUAAACGACAGGUAUCCCCGCACCGUGCGACUUAAAAAAGCCGACUCUGCGCAUUCUGUGCAUUAUAAAGCAAACGAGGAGAAAUAAAGCAAAGGAUAAUGGAGAGCGGAGAUGUUUAUUUGCGGCGCAAGCUUCUCGUACAGCGCACGAAGUUGAAAAAACGUUGCUGCGACAUUGAAACAAUAUUGUUGCAAUAAUUGUUGCAAUAUCGUUGCAACAAUAUUGAAGCAAUAUUGCUGCAACUUGUAUGCUGUAUGGGUUCUGAUCAACGUCUUCCUUCCGGGCGAUCAUGUCCUUUCGAAGGCUGCGCUGUCUGGAAUUCGUACGAUUCGAACGGGCCGACUCUCGACAGCAAGAGAUCGAUACUCGGUAUCGCGCGUCGCGUGUGUCGAUGUGUCGAUUUUCGAUUCGAUCGGAGCAUGCGCGCGUUCAAUUACCGACAGCCGAGAGCGGACGUUACGUCCGCACGAUCGUCGCUUCGCUGGGUGACGUCCGAUGGCGUCGAGUGACGUCGCAUGGCGCCGGCUGACAUUGAUCGUAUCGAGUCGACACGGCGCGGCGGAGAUAAAGUUUCAUCGAUUCGUCGUUUGUUCGCGAGUAUUUUUAAUCUCAGCGCGAAAGCCCGUCUACCGCAGCGACAGAACCGCAGCGACGGACUUGGUGGCGAAAGGUACGUCGAUCACGAGAGAGAAAGAGAGACGGGGAAGAAAAUUCUCCUCGGCGGGAAACCGCCCGAUCGCGUUGAGCGAAAUCCUCCGAAUUUUCGACUCCGCCACGCCGGCAAUGUUAUCGCUCGCGUGUUUGUUCUCAUUUUCGUCGCGAUAAUUGUCCGAUAAUGUCCGAUAACAUUAUCACUGCUCAUGAUUAACGCUUGUCUCAAUGUCGAGCGCGCGCACGUGCUCGUUCGCGUGAAAUCGCCGCGCCGGUUCUUCGUGAAACUUUCGUCGGCGGCGUGUUGCAUUUUCCCGCGAGAGCAUUUUCCGCGCUCUUCCGCGUGCGUUUUCGAAAACGUCGGGUCCGCCGAAAACGCCAUGCCGAAAUAUCGUUUCUUCCCCCCGCCCCCCCUCAACGCUAAAUCAUGCACCUUUUCCGCGCAAGUGUAUAACCCUCCGACAUGGCGGAAAAUGCAAGCUGCUUCGGAGACUCGCUGUUCUCUUCGCGUUUUAUCUCUCCGAAAUAUGCGCGCGCGCGUUUCCGUCGACUCUCGUUGUGGCCGGCAACGCGCGCCUUCGCCGGCUUAUCGCGGACCUCUCGUUCUCGUGUUUUUGUCAAUUAUACGCGUGAGACGUGAUCGAUACGGGUGUGUUGAGGCAUGGCUGGACGAAAAGACGAGAUCGACGGGAAACGGAUGUAGGAAGAUCGCGAGUUAAAAUCUUGUGACGAUGGAGAAGACUGCGCGCGCGUGCGUCGGUGACGUCAUUGGAUACAUGAUCGACUUCGAUAGACUUGUGUUUACAGGUCAACUUCUCGGUUAUGAAAUAUUUAUUCGCCGUAAUUUAUAUCAAGUACAUUAAACAUCCCGUCACGAGCCAUCGAUCGUAGACGAAAAUUCACAGGGUCAUAUUUUACGGGCGCUCGUAUAAUUCUGUUCCCAUCAUGCUUAGUACUUCAACCGGAGAAGUUAGCGCACUUUAACGCUUAAGACUACGAAUAAGAGAGAAAUAUAUCCGACGUCUAGGUACUUAAAUAACGCAAGUCGCCCUAAUUGAUCCCGAGCACUAAUCCGGGUUGCCGUCCAGACAUCUUACGCUACGCGAGCCGCUUAAUUGAUAGAAAAGUCACCCGGCGAGCGAAAGGUCCCUGCUUCAAUUCCCGGUGCAACGACCACCCGCACUCCCGGUAUAAUUUCCCUCCGUACUCUUCCGAACUAACAUUCUCCAUUUCUCCCGCGGGGCUUAUGUAAAGUGUGUACGCUACUGAGGCGUGCCCACGUUCGCAUUGGCGCGCAUACGAGGUACGAUUUGCCCCGCGAUUUUUUCGUGCUGGCUUUCGAGAGACGAGAUCGCGGGCGAGGCUCGACUCGUGACCAGACGAGACGAGGUGAUCUCAAAACGCUGUUCGCGACGGGUCCAGAGCAGAGACCAGAUCAAACGAGACGCGACGCAACGCGACGAAGCGAAGCGAGAGACGAGGCGCGGCGCGGCGCGGCGCAGCUGACACGCGCGUUUCGUCAGAGUGGGAGGUCAGGUACGGCGAGAGAUCCUUUUCUAUGACGUGGAUUCGAGGCCCCUCUGAACCUCGCUCUCUCAGUGUACCGGGUGUUCUCAAGCGAGGCGGUCGUGGCGCUCGUGAUCAGCUCGCCCGUGGGAAAGCGACGGAAAAGAAGCGGACAGCGAAUGCACGAAAUCGUCUUCGCGAGCGGACAACUGCGAGGCAACGCACUGCUGCGACCAACGACGGACCGCGCAAGAUUUUUGGUAUCCAUAAUUCGCAAGGCGAGCUGCUCUCUGCCGAACAAGCGAGCCGAAGGUGCGUGCAUGCUGAGUCCCGUGCGGUCGACGUUCCGUGAGUCAUUCAGGAUCGUCCCGAAGGUCCUUAUGGUAACCGGCGGACAAGGUGGAUAUCUCCCCAGCGGGAUCCAAAGGCUGAAGGGCUGGCUGCGUCGGUGGAUCCAUUCAGCAAUCACUUACAUCUAGAGGAACGAUGGACAGCGGGGAUGAGAUUUCUUCCUUGCGGGAUAUUAGGGAAGUAGAUCGCGGUGGCGACUACCACCGCAGAAACGGGAACAACAACGUCGACAGCAAGCGCAACGGCAACAACAAUUGUUAUAAUCGUCUGGCGAAGGGCCAGAGAGAGAAUAACUGCCAACCGGCGCAGAAGGCGCCGUUAGUCGGCUGGCGAAACGGAAGUCCCACAAUAUGCCCGAGUUCCGUCCAGAACAGUGCCUAUGUCGAGCUCGCCAGGCUCGACCCGACGCAUGAGGAGGAGCUGAGCGAAGUGAUCAUGUUGAACGAGCUGAAUUCAGAACGAAGCGCACCGAACAACACUUUGUCUCCUCGCGAGGAUCUCUCUGAUUUAAAGACCGACAAGGGUCCGAGUAAACAAGACAGAGAUUCCAUCGACUCCGAGAGUUUCCACAAUCUGGAGAACGAGUGCUCCAUUGUGAUAGAAGAGAAAGAACGCAAGAAACCGAAAGUGCCAGACGGCGGUUGGGGCUGGAUGGUCGUGUUGGCGUCGUUGGUUAUCUCCAUGAUAGCCGACGGUAUCUCCUUCAGCUUCGGUCUACUUUACAUUGAGUUCCUCCACGAGUUCGGUGCCUCCAAGGCCAAGACCGCCUGGAUCGGCUCGCUUUUCAUGGCCGUGCCUCUUUUAUCCGGCCCGAUCAUGUCCGCCCUUGUGGACCGCUACGGAUGCCGCAAGAUGACCAUCGCCGGCGGCCUGAUAUCGGGCCUGGGUUUUAUAUUGAGUAGCUUCGGCAACAGCAUCGUGAUAAUGUAUUUGACUUUCGGGGUGAUCGCCGGCCUCGGUCUCGGCCUGUGCUACGUCACCGCAGUCGUUAGUAUUGCUUAUUGGUUCGACAAGAAGCGGACUUUGGCUGUGGGUCUUGGCGCUUGCGGCACCGGCAUCGGUACCUUUGUCUACGCUCCGAUGACCACGUACUUUAUUGAGGAGUACGGCUGGCGAGGCACCUGUCUGCUUCUGGCUGGCACGUUUUUCAACAUGAUCGUUGCCGGUGCCGUGAUGAGGGAUCCGGAAUGGUGGAUAUUAGAGCAACGUAAGCAGGAGCAAGCCGCACCGAAGAAGUCCCACUGCAGAUCGGAUGACACCAAGUCGGAAGUGAGCCCGCCGGAUGAGUUCCCGGGUGUUGACGAGCUCCGAAGGCUGCUCAGAAGCGAACAUGUGCCUGAAUAUUUCGUACAGAGUUUGACCACCACAGCGGCGACCGUCGAUGGCACGAAGGGGAAGGCCUCUUUUAGAAGCGUUGUUAAUCUGCCGACUUUCAUCAAGCGAAGCGAGAAGGUGCCUUUGGAAGCAUUGGAGCUGUUAUUGUCCAAUUCUAGACUCUACACUGUUAUCUUGGAGAAUUAUCCUAGUCUUCUACUUUGUAGAAGUUCGUCCGAUAAACAGCUGCACGACUCGACCGGAGAGAUUCCCGCCAAAAGCGGCAUUACCAUGUCCAUGAGGCUUAAACGAGCGACGGAACCGAAAGUGAUCAUCGAGCAAAGUAAAGAUUCCCGUUCGUCACCUCCUCAGGUCUCAACGAGACCCUCCGGCAAGUCUAGGAAGGAUUCAGAGGAGAAUGAUCCUUUAAUAGCAAAAGAAAGCGCGCAGAUGACCGCCGGUCCAGUGGAAAAAUCGAAAUCCGCGUUGAAACGUAACAUCGUCAAUGAUGGCGGCGUUGUCAGGACGGACUCGUUGCCUUGGCUCAGACGACAGUUCAGCACCAACACUCACUAUUUUAAAGACAUCAGAGUGCACAGAAAUUCCGUCAUGUAUCGCGGUGCCGUCCUGAAUUUACGAAAAUACAGGCUGAAGGCGAGCAGUUGCCCGGACAUCUACACCAACAGUAUGAUUACCCUGGCUAAGGAAAACGAACAGAAAUGGUACGACGAGCUAGUGGACUUGCUGAAAGGCAUGAUGGACUUCUCCAUGUUCCUCGAGCUGCACUUUUUGCUGCUGUCGUUGUCGACGAUAUUGCUGUUCACCUGGUUUAUCGUACCAUAUUUCUACCUAGCGGAACAUCUCACUAGAAACGGCUACUCCGAGUCCGAUGCCGCUAAUCUUCUCAGCAUCAUUGGCAUAACCAAUACAAUUGGAAUGAUUGGAUUGGGUUGGGCCGGUGAUCAAUCGUGGAUGAACGUUAGCAAGACGUAUACAUGGUGCCUGAUAGCUUGCGGUGCGGCUACUAUAUUGAUGUCCUUUUUCACUUAUCACUACACGUUUCUAGUCGCCAGCACGGCAGCUUUUGGCCUCUUCUUCGCCAGCAACUUCAGCUUUACGCCUGUUAUACUAGUGCAGCUGAUUCCCUUGGAGCGGUUCACCACCGCUUACGGCCUUACCUUGUUGUGUCAAGGAAUCGGCAACCUUCUCGGACCUCCGUUGGCUGGAUGGCUCUUCGACUUGACCGAGUCUUGGAAUCUGUCUUUUUUCAUGGCUGGCGGUUGGAUCAUUCUCUCCGGAAUUUUGAUUGGCAUUAUACCGUACACGAAGAACCGAAAGAUUUUCGGCAACGGACCGAUCGAGAUGGAGCGAACGAAUGGCAGUGAUAGCUUGGCCUAAGACGUAGUAUACUCAAUGUGCUUAAAAGCGCGAGUAUUAUUACUUGAAAAUCUAGCAUGAGAUACGAUUGUUUACUCAGGCAAAUUUUUAUUCAACCUACGAAUCUCACCACGGUCACACCGGACGAGCAGUGCUUCAUAGAAAAUGUAGAUUACUUAUCAUAUAAUGAGACCUUGAAAAUUUCUCCAUAUAGUAUCCAAGUAUCUUUCUGCAUGCAUGCAGUGAUAUUUUCUUUGUACUUAAAUUAAUCAUCGUUCAUGUCGAAUAGAUCCAUUACUUACAUGACGAUGCAUUUAAUAUAUAUACACUAUUGAAUACGCACAAACUUUACUUUACGAACUCUUUUAUAGUCUAAACUAUACAUGUAAAUUUUAUAAUACAACUCCAAACUCGUGACUUAGACAACCAGUAAUAAUUAUUCUAAAAACACACAAGUAAAGAGUUUGCACUAAUGAUGCAGGAUUAUAAAGCAGAAUCCAGAAAGACAGAGAGAGAGAGAGAGAGAGAGAGAGAGAGAGAGAGAGAGAGA
Harpegnathos saltator (Jerdon's jumping ant) is the source of this 9690-nucleotide messenger RNA. RefSeq lists its product as uncharacterized. Gene Ontology annotation, biological process: transmembrane transport; monocarboxylic acid transport. Bases 6585 to 9161 code for a protein of 858 amino acids. Lineage: Eukaryota; Metazoa; Arthropoda; Insecta; Hymenoptera; Formicidae. The record is from RefSeq and is a predicted model, not a curated record. Gene Ontology annotation, molecular function: monocarboxylic acid transmembrane transporter activity. The transcript has 7 exons.